Messenger RNA from Schizosaccharomyces cryophilus OY26, 1644 nucleotides. Its product is annotated as MatE family transporter. Gene Ontology annotation, cellular component: membrane. The transcript has a single exon. Gene Ontology annotation, molecular function: antiporter activity; xenobiotic transmembrane transporter activity. Gene Ontology annotation, biological process: xenobiotic detoxification by transmembrane export across the plasma membrane. The record is from RefSeq and is a predicted model, not a curated record. Lineage: Eukaryota; Fungi; Ascomycota; Schizosaccharomycetes; Schizosaccharomycetales; Schizosaccharomycetaceae. Bases 1 to 1644 code for a protein of 547 amino acids.
AUGGAAAGUGAACAAGAGCCCAUUUUAGGGCCAAAUUUACAACAACCUCCGAAUAGAAGAAGAUCGAGCAUUGUUUAUGGGUUGUCUCGUCCUCAAUUUGUUGGUUCUGAUGCAACCAGCGUACCUCCUUCCUUACAAGAAUUUAUUGAAGCACGCCAAAGAGCUUCGAGGCGAGGACAUGCUUCUCCUGCCACGGUACCUACUUAUGGCUCUUUAGAGGAAGCAGAACGGGAGACCAGUCCUUCUGCUUCAGCAUUGAGUGAAGAAAUUGAUAAUGUUCGGAAAAGCACUUGGAAAAAGGAAUUCCAUUUACUGGUUAAAUUUGGUAUACCAGUUGUUUUAACAUCCUUACUACAAUAUGGGGAAGUAAUCAUAACGGUCUUUUCACUAGGACAUUUAGGAAAAACAGAAUUAUCAGCUGCUAGUCUUUCAAAUAUGACUGCUACUAUAACGGCAUUCGCCAUCUAUCAAGGCAUUGUUUCUGCUCUUGAUACUCUUGGCACUCAGUGCUUCGGAUCCGGAAACUAUGAAUUAGUUGGUCUCCACCUUCAAAGGAUUCUUUCUGUUUUAUGUUUACUUCAAAUUCCAAUAAUUUUCAUCUGGUGGAAUAUAGAACCAAUUCUUCUGUUUUUUAAACAAGACCCUACCACUUGCUAUCUAGCGGGUAGAUAUAUGAGGGUUUUGUUGCUUGCUAGUCCUGCAUAUGCACUUUUUGAGUCUUUAAAACGGUUUUUACAAGUCCAAGGUAUAUUUCAACCUGUUACCAAUAUCUUAGCCUUCAUUGUUCCUCUCAACAUUCUUCUAAAUUAUCUCUUAGUAUGGAGCCCCUGGUUCGGGUUCGGGUUCAUAGGUGCCCCUAUUGCUGUUACAAUUACGCUUUGGAUGGCUUGUGCAAUUCUUAUAUGGUAUAUUGUUAAAGUCAAUGGACGUCAGGCUUGGGGAGGUUUUAGUAAGGAAGCUCUUGGAAACUGGGGUCCACUGUGCAGGCUUGCUAUUCCUGGCGUAGUGAUGAUAUGUAGUGAAUAUUGGGCCUUUGAAUUAUUGACAUUUGUUGCAGGUGUAUUGGGUACUACGGAUCUUGCCUCAAUGUCAGUCUUAUCUACGACUUCGUCUGUUUCAUAUACUAUUGCUUUUGGUGUAGCUGCUGCUGCAGCUACACGAGUAGGAAAUUUGAUUGGUGCAGGUAAUACAAAACUUGCCAAGCUUUCAACUUACGUCGCUGUAUCAGUAGCAGCAUUGAUUGGUCUUUGCAUUACUUCCAUUAUGGUUAUCUUUAGAAAUCACUGGGCCUACCUUUUCACUUCUGACAAAGAUGUGGUACAGUUGGUAGCUCAGCUCGUUCCGCUUUGUGCCCUAAUGAACAUUGCAGAUAACACUCAGUGUGUAGCUGGAGGUGUUCUACGUGGCCAGGGACGUCAGCGUAUUGGAGGCAUAGUUAACUUCGUCGCCUAUUAUAUUCUAGCUUUGCCUAUCGCUAUUGUUUUAUGCUUCUACCUUGAAUGGGGUUUGUUUGGUUUGUGGGUUGGAAUAACUGUUGCCGUUUUUGUAAUAGCUGCCGUUGAAACGCGCUGUGCUCUUCAUGUCAAUUGGGAACACUUGGUUGAAGUUGCUGAACAACAAAUUGAUGAAGCUCGUAAUGUUUGA